GUGUGCGCAUGCGGAGGUCAGGGUUGACAGUCCGUCUCCACAGUCGUGGAAGGAGUGUGGCGGCUAAGCUAACUGCAACCAUCGUAACUAGCUACAUGUGGAGGGUAAAACGGGAGGCAUCCCCGACCCCAACUCUUUCCAGUUUCUCACCUUUUACCCGAAACAACUUCAGAGUUCAUACUCUUCGAAAAUAAGGGAUAUCAUCUCUUUAAAAUGAAAGGUAGCCGGAUCGAGCUGGGGGACGUUACGCCCCACAACAUUAAGCAGCUGAAACGCCUCAACCAGGUCAUCUUCCCCGUCAGCUACAACGACAAGUUUUACAAAGAUGUGCUGGAAGUUGGAGAGCUUGCAAAGCUAGCGUACUUCAAUGACAUUGCAGUGGGUGCUGUGUGCUGCAGAGUGGACCACUCUCAGAACCAGAAGAGACUGUACAUCAUGACACUUGGCUGUCUAGCACCCUACCGUAGACUUGGAAUUGGUACAAAGAUGCUUAAUCAUGUGCUAAACAUCUGCGAGAAGGAUGGAACUUUUGAUAAUAUUUACCUUCAUGUGCAGAUCAGCAAUGAGUCGGCCAUUGACUUUUACCAGAAGUUUGGCUUUGAGAUUAUUGAGACAAAGAAGAAUUACUACAAGAGGAUAGAGCCUGCAGAUGCCCAUGUGUUGCAAAAGAGCCUGCGCAGUCCUUGUGCACUGCCCAGUGGAGAGCUUCAGAAGUCAGAGUAGGGGCACAGCGUUCGGAAAAGGCACUAAUGUGGCCACCUCCACAGAAACAGAACUGUGACAAAUGCCCCAGGAUUCAACACUUUCUUCAAAGGACGCUAAAAAGAGAAAACAAAUUUCAAGCAUAAAAGUUGCUGCAUUUAUUUCACAAGGGGGUCCCCUGUUGUUGUUGUUUUUUUUGUUUUUUUUUUCUUCAAAUUUUCUUCAUACUGUUAAUUGACAAUGACAAAAAGCUAAGCAUCCUAUAGUGCUCCUGUUGACAAAGUUACCAACUUCUGACAGUUGACAUGGUGGAGGGGGAAAGAUUUGGAGUUUUCAAAUCACAUUGUUGUGUUUUUUUUUUUUUUUUUUUUUGUUUUUUAAAUGCGGUUAUUAAAGCUGGAGGGGACAUAUCUAUGCUGUUGAUCAAAGGAAAUCAGUUGGUUUGGAAAGUAAAGGGAAAAAGUGCUUGAAAGACCAUCCCCCGACACAAAUGCAGUCCCAGGUGGUCAGCUUGGAGUGAUACUUGAGAUAUGUGGAACAGACAAAGCUCUAUUCCUGCACCACCUGAAUCUUUGGACUCAUGAGAAAUGAGUCUGACCGGUUUGUUGUGUCCGGGGGGGCAGAAAUGCGUCCCCUCAGUACAGGAGAAAGGGGAAAAGCUUGACGGUUUUGUGGCAGUGGGAAGAUGCGUUCAGUACUUUUAAUUUUUAAAUAUUUCCAGGCUGUUAUUUAAAUCCCCCUUCAACUAGUCUGUUAUUUUUAUUUUCCACACUGAGAUGGCAAAUGGUUCAGAGGUUCUCCUGGGUUUAUCACAAAGAGUGAAAAUAUAAAGGAACGAGAGAACCAAACAAAUGUAUUGAAUGUGUUAUGAAUAACAUCAGAUCGAUUUGGAUUUGGGCAUUAUUUUCAGUAGUAUGGUGGAGGUGUUUGUGGAUGCUUGUUUCUAAAUAUAUACAAGUGUUUUGAGACAUACCUUAAACACCUUUGGCACCUUAUGUAGCCAUCUUAUGACAUUGGUCUUCUCAAACUUCCUGCCACAGUGAGCUUCAGUGAUUACACAAACUUUCAGCUGAAAGUUUUGGAGUUUUGCUAUGAUCUCUUAACAGUGUAUUACCCAGAGGAAGCUCUGACACCUGUGCAUGCAAGGAGAGUUGUGUCCUCUCCACUGUAGUAUACGCAUGUUUUCAUUUCUUUGGAGAAUUUUAUCUUUUCUGGAGCUCUAUAUUGUAAGACUUUUUAACGUCUAAAUGAAUAAAUUACUAUUUGCAGUAAAAGUUGUGUUAUGUUUUGACAUUAUGAAUAUUUAGUAUAGAAAUUGGGUUUUUUUUGUGUGUGUGUGUGUGUGUGUGUGUGUGUAUGAUUUAUGUCUCCCUCUGCCUUAAACUCUUCCUUGGAUGCUUAUAGGUGUUGUGAUUGGAUAUAACCUCCUACCUCUGGAAUGCUAUUGGCUUUCAGGACUGCGUACGGCCCGCCCCUUUCAGCACUAAGUUAGGUUAUUCAGAUUGUUUUGGGAGAUGAGUUGAAAGCUUUGCUAGCUAAUAGUUAGCCUCCAAUUUUUAAAGUUCUUACAGGAACAGCGGUCUCCAAAAUGUCGAGGCUAAAGGUUCGUGAAAACUACUCUCUGUAAGCAGCAUUUGUGUGAGCACGGCCGAGAAGCGACUGGCGUUGUUCUGCUUAAUAAUCAUGUCGGUGUCGAUAAGCUAAGAUAGCUGUUAGCCUGCUAGCUAUCAGAAAGCUAGCUGAACAGGUAAUUGCUUAGGUUUCUUUGCAGGUUUAAAUAUAUGAACAUCGCUCGCUGCCGAUAUUGUUACACAAGCCCAGGAGAAAGAUCUGUUUAAUCACUUCGUGUAACACUCUAAUUAUUUUGUAACGUGUCGGUAAGUGUUUUUAUCUAAAUGAGUAAAGAUAGGGUAAUUACACUAGCUUGUUAGCAUCUGGUAGUAGUAGAGGCUGAGUGUAGCUUGACAGAUUUAAUACUUUUAUAUCUGCUAUUGUAUGAAACAGUAUGAGCUCAUCACUAGUGUAUCUGUACUAUUUUUCUCAGCUGAUACACAGCGGUGUGUUGACAGUGCUCUUAUUUAUAAUCAAUACACUGUUCGGAUGCUUUAUGUUUUGCUUGCAGCAGGACGAGCACGGAAUGGAUUUUAGGUCCAGCUGUUGAUGUGUUGACUGGUACCUUAUCAUACAGGCAACUGUGAGGACAGGAUGCCAGAGAUGACUGAAACUCAGACACCUGGCCGUAAACCCAA
Molecule: messenger RNA, 2951 nt
Organism: Haplochromis burtoni (Burton's mouthbrooder)
Lineage: Eukaryota; Metazoa; Chordata; Actinopteri; Cichliformes; Cichlidae
Gene: naa50
Product: N-alpha-acetyltransferase 50, NatE catalytic subunit
Exons: 5
Coding region: 214-723 (169 amino acids)
Biological process (GO): mitotic sister chromatid cohesion
Cellular component (GO): NatA complex
Molecular function (GO): acyltransferase activity, transferring groups other than amino-acyl groups
Source: RefSeq, a predicted model, not a curated record